GCAUAUUAUGCUUCUCGUAAUUACACAAUGCCCGCUAUUGAGCGGCGAAUUGCAGAAUUAUUAGAAAGAAGAAUCGGUGCCUUAGAAGGAUUGCCAACAGAAACUACGAAGGAACGACUCGCAAAGUAUAAGGAAAAUCGGAAUGCACGACAGGGUUGGCUGAAAACGACUCAUCGCCAUGUUUUGGAAAUGGUGGCAUAUAUAUUAAAUACCGAUCCGUCCAUAUUAGAAGAAGGAAUUAUCGAUAAGGACGAAUAUGUAAAUGCAUUCACUAGUUUCUUUGCCGAAGGUGGAAGACAAGCAGUAGUUAUUUACUAUCAGCCAAUGCCACCACCAUCCUUUGAUUCAGGACGUUGGACUGUGCAAUAUGAUAACGAGCAAGAAAUGUUGCGGUGCUGCGUAACAGAUGGUUCCACUGAGAAAUUUUGUGGGAAGUGCGUUAUCGUAUAUCGUCUGCGAUCGAAUGCCGAUUUUGAAUUAAAACAGUUACUCGAAGAAACGUAUUAUGCAUAUGCUGAAGUGGAUCCUGCGACCGGAAAUGCUCUUGCUGGAAUAUCAGAACUUAUUUCGCGUCUUAAUGAACGUGCUAUAUCUGUUAAUAACCAGUGGGGAGAGUUAUCAAAAACGGAAGCUGGACUCAAGAUAAAGCAGAACUUUAUUGGAGACUUCAAAGAUUUUUGUGAUUUCUUAAACAUGACUAAGCUCGACUUAGAGGGUGCUGUCAAGUUUUAUACUAAUUGGGAAUUAUACAAAAAAUAUUUGUCAACGCCUGAAAGUGUUAUGACUAACGCGAGAAAUCUUGAUAUUAUUCUUGAAGUUGAAGCUAACGUCAAAUUAUGGAUGAAGAGUAUGGAACGUGCCAUCGUUGAGAGUCAGCAAUUACGCAGAGAAACUGAAACAGUUGGACCAACUGCUGAACUGACAUAUUGGAGAAGAAUUCUCGCACGGUUUUCAUCGAUCGUAGAGCAUAUCAAGUCACCAUAUACACAGAAAUUUAUUCAACUUUUGAUUCAAGCUAAAUCGAAGCUUAUAAAAAAAUGGAAACGGUUGGAUAAUCAUGUCACAACUGUACAGAUAUUAUCUCAAGAUAAUGUACGGUAUCUAUAUGCACUUGAAAAAUUCACUCAGCCACUAUACAGAUUGGAUCCAACAAAAAUAGGAGAUUAUCUUUCUGGAUUAAUGUAUGCAAUAAGAAUGAUUUAUGCGACGUCACGAUUUUUUAAUACAAGACGUAUGGUGACGGCGGUUUUUGUAAAGAUGACAAAUCAAAUGAUUUUAGCGUGCAAAGCCUAUUUGACUAAGAACGGAACGAUCCAGAUAUGGGAUGACGCUAAAUGUGAUAUGAUUUCGAGAAUGCAGAAUUGUAUGAAAUUGUAUCAGCAGUAUUACGACUGUUACAAUAAAAUGCGUAAAAAGGUAAAAGAGUGUCCAGACGAAAAACCCUUUGAGGUCUCUGAAAUGUACGUUUUUGGAAAAUUCAAAACAUUCAAUAUAAGAAUGAAUAAGCUGAUAGACGUUUUACAAUCUGCAAUCAUGUACUCUAUUCUGCACAGUUCAACUAUAGAAGGGAUUGAUGUCUUUGCACAAAAGUUUUCCGGGUUUUUCCAAAAAAUUGCGACGCAGUCUUACGAUCCCCUAGAUCAUAGAAAACCGUAUUUUGAUUCGGACUAUGAUGAAUUUAAGAAGAGUGUCAUGGAAGCAGAAAUGGAACUACGAAACUUUUUCUUCAAAACAGUAUCGAUGGUACCAGACAUAGUGGAGGCAUUGCGAUUAGUAAACAGAUUCCAGAAAUUACAUUUGAAACGUCUGAGAAUCGAUCGUAAAUAUUUAGAGCUCGUUAUAAUGUACCAACAAGAAGUUGAACGAGUACGUGAUAGAUACAAUGAGGAUAGAUCAGAUCCUCCAUUACCGCGCAACAUCCCACCAGUUGCUGGUCGAAUUUUAUGGAUUCGUCAGCUUUAUAGACGCGUCGAAAUGCCUAUGGAUAUUUUUAAAACACGUAAACGAGUGGUGAUGCAUGAAAGAAUGCAAAAAUGCAUUAAAAUAUACAACGCGCUUAUCAGUGUCUUUAUACAUUAUGAAAUUAUAUAUCAUAAAGCAUGGUACGACUCCGCUGAAAUCGUACGCUUAGCUCUCUCAUCGCCACUGCUUAUCCGUCAUCCAAAAACUAACAAGUACUGUUUAAAUUUCGAUCCUUACAUUCCGGAAGUGAUACGGGAGGCUGAGCACAUGUCCAGAUUUGGAUUAGAAGUACCGGAUUUUAUAGAGAUAAUAACAUUUUGCAAGGAAAAAAUAUUUUCUUCUUACGAAACCGUAAAAAAAUUAGUAGAAGAGAACAAUGAUUUACGGCGGUCCAUACCUGUGUUAUUUUUGAAACUGAUGAAUUCCGCAUUCGUAAAACUUGAGUUGGCUUUUCAACCUUGUCUGUCAGUGGUUACGUGGGCUUCAUUGAAGAUUCCUCAAGUAUGCGCCGAUAUAAAGAACUCAAUCAGGGACGUGGGAAUCUUUGCUAAGGAAGUGAAGGAUAUGAAGGAAGCCAGAGUGGAUGAAGUAUUCGAGUCCAUAGCGGAGACGAAGCUCAUAAAACUUGUGAAUUAUCCACAAAGUGCGAUUCAAUUCUCGACGGACAAUUUAUCCUUUAGAAACCUAAUGGCGGUGGAAUUGGAAAUAAAAUCAUCAGCCGCUGAAAAGGCUGUCAUAACUAUCAUUAAUAAAUUUAUGGACUUAAUAACGGAUCCAAAUGUCGAGGAUAUAAAGUAUCAUUGGAUGGAUCAAGAAAAAGCAAAUAAACAAGUUGGAUCACAGACGAAAUUAACAAAAGGACCCUUUGAACCAGGUUUUGGAAAUAUUGAUAGAACGAACAAAAUUAAUAUACAUCGGGUACAUAACGACUGUAUGGAAAUGUUUGCAUAUUUCAAUUUUAAAUUAAUCGAAGCUUUAGUCAAGUGUACCAAAAUUUCAUUAGACGCUUUGAAAAAACGUGUCGGUACUUCGAGUGUAUUGCUGCGAGAAAAUAUUGAAGGAGGGGAAGCUCCAAUAAUGUCAACUCAAUUUGUGCUGCAAAUACCCAAUAUCGUUAUAAUGCCACCAAUAGAGGAGAUGCAGCACCAUUUUGCAAGAGUAAUAACAAACUUAAUAGAGACCCAUAAAGGGGUGAUUAUGUGGGGGCAGAGAUACUCACCGACGCCCAAAAAAAGAACAUCCCUUGGAAUUGACAUAGAUGAUGAUAAUGUACAACCCUUAAAAAAUUAUCAUCAAAGCGUCGUAGAACAUAAGGAAAUUAUUCGCUGUUCUAUGAGCUUACAAGGAGCGAUGCUUAUGGUAAAAGACGACAUAACAAUGCUUGGAAAUUCAUAUUUACGAUACUCUUAUCUCUGGGCGGAGGACAGAGUCUCGCAAAUUCAAAAAUUCGUAGACUCAGAUCCCAUAACUCAGGAGAUAAAAGAGAAAUUGAUGGAAUACGAGGAAAUAUCUGCUGAAAUACAAAGUCUUCCAGAUCAUCAUAUAGUCGGUCCCAUUCAAAUUAAUAUGGGUAAUUUCAUAGACAAAUUAAAGUUAGCAUUAUUGGUUGAAUCCGGCGCUUGGAAAACAUCCUUGGGCAUUAUUCUCUCAACGACCUACAAGGAAAAAUUGCGACGAAUUACUGAUUAUAUUAAUGAUAAGAAUAAAGUCUUGGCUCGCAAGAUAAAGGACCUCGAGGAUGUUAGAGUGGCUAUGAAAUGUCUUGGGCAGAUAAGGGAUGAUUUUAUAUCUUUGGACAUGGAGUUAAUAUUAAUCGAGGAGACAUACACUUUAAUGGGAAAGUUUAAUAUUGAUGUCACGAAGGAAGAACAAGACACAGUUGACAGUUUGCGCUAUAAUUUCACCAAUAUGUUACACACGGCGAAACAGGUUCAAGCAAUUAUAUGCGAGAUGCAAGAACCCCUGAAGAAAGAAUUAAUUGAUGGCGUCGCAGUUCUUAAGAAGGACGUGGCUGAAUUUGAUCUAGACUUUGAAAUUAAUGGACCGAUGGUCGAAGGGAUACCAGCUAAAGAAGCGAGUGAACGUGUUAUCUUGUUCCAAUCGCGCUUUGACGAAUUAUGGGAAAGAUAUGAAACGUACAGCAGUGGCGAGACCUUAUUUGGAUUGGAAGUAACUGAAUAUCCGAUAUUACAGCAACGUAAAAAGGAAUUUAAUUUAUUGCAAAAACUUUAUGGUUUAUAUUUGCAAGUUAUGCGCUCUAUUGAUGGUUACUUUGAGAUUCCUUGGUCAGAAAUAGACACGGACUCGAUUAUAGCUGAACUGGCCGAGUUUCAGAACAAAUGUCGUAAGUUACCGAAAGGUAUGAGAGAAUGGCCGGCUUAUAUUGAUUUGAAGAAAAAAAUUGAUGAUUUCAAUGAAACAUGUCCCUUGUUGGAACUGAUGGCUAAUAAAGCCAUGAAGGAACGUCAUUGGGAAAGAAUGUCAAAGUUAUGUAAUUAUUUCUUCGACAUCGAAUCAGAGUCUUUUACAUUGGCUAAUGUUAUGGAAGCGCCUUUAUUAAAAUAUAAGGACGAAGUAGAGGAUAUAUGCAUAAGUGCCGUAAAGGAGAAAGAUAUCGAAAGCAAAUUAAAGCAAGUUAUAGCCGACUGGGCGAUUGUUAAUUUACAAUUUACAAACUUUAAGCAGCGAGGAGAAUUGCAACUUAAAGGUGCGGAAACUGGAGAAAUAAUAUCACAGCUGGAGGAUAGUUUAAUGAUUAUCAGUUCAUUGAUGGCUAACCGCUACAAUGCACCAUUUAAAAAAGAAAUCCAACUAUGGCAAAGUAAGCUGAGUAACACUUCAGAAAUAUUGGCAAAAUGGUUGAACGUACAGAAUUUGUGGGCCUAUCUCGAAGCUGUUUUUAUCGGCGGCGAUAUAUCCAAACAGCUUCCAGCUGAAGCGAAACGUUUUAAUAGUAUCGAUAAAUCCUGGGUUAAGCUUAUGUACCGUGCACAUGAAAAACUUAACGCAGUGGAAACAUGUACAGGAGACGAAACAAUGGGUCAAUUCUUACCGCAUUUGCUGGAACAAUUGGAAUCUUGUCAAAAAUCAUUAAGUGGUUAUUUGGAAACAAAACGAGUGAUAUUUCCAAGAUUCUGCUUUAUAUCGGAUCCCAGUUUAUUGGAAAUACUCGGACAAGCGGCUGAUUGCCAUACUAUACAGAAUUAUCUGGAUGGCUUCUUCGAUAAUAUUGGAAAGCUGGAUUUCUCGGAGAAGGAAUACGAAAAAAUUAUCGCUAUGUAUUCGAGGGAGAAUGAGAAAAUUGUGCUUGAAAAAGAAGUCGUAUGCACUGGCGGUGUUGAGAAUUGGUUGAAUUCACUGUUGAAGAUGCAUCAGCAAUCGGUUGGCGCCGUUAUUGCGCAAGGAUUACAAUUACUGUCUACCCCUGAAAUGGAAAUAUUAUCAUUGAUAGACACAUCUGUUCUUCAGGUUGGUUUGUUGGCUAUUCAAGUGUUGUGGACGAGAGACUCGGAAAUUGCAAUUGUUUCUGCUAAACGAGAUAAAUCAAUAAUGAAAAAGACCAAUCAAUGGUUUUUGGAAUUAUUAAAUGGACUUAUUGAAGUAACUGUAAAGGACCUUUCGAAAUAUGCACGUGCAAAAUAUGAAGCUUUGAUUACAAUACACGUCCACCAAAGAGAUAUUUUUGAUGAAUUAUGUCGUUUGAAAAUAAGAAGUAUUCAAGAUUUCGAAUGGCUUAAGCAGGCAAGAUUUUAUUUUGACGAGGAUACCGAAGAUGUACCUAUUAGAAUCACUGAUGUAGAUUUUAUUUAUCAAAACGAGUUUUUGGGAUGCACUGAUCGUCUCGCUAUUACGCCACUUACUGAUAGAUGUUACAUAACUCUUGCUCAGGCAGUUGGUAUGAAUUUUGGAGGUGCUCCAGCUGGACCAGCUGGAACUGGUAAAACAGAAACGACCAAAGAUAUGGGUAAAGCUCUUGGGAAAUAUGUAGUUAUAUUCAAUUGCUCCGACCAAAUGGAUUUCCGUGGAUUGGGCAGAAUUUUUAAGGGAUUGGCCCAGGCUGGAGCUUGGGGCUGUUUUGAUGAGUUUAAUCGGAUCGAUUUGCCUGUUUUAUCUGUCGCUGCGCAGCAAAUAGCGAUUGUAUUAACAGCGAGAAAAGAGAAAAAGACAUCAUUCGUAUUUAGCGACGGCGAAACCUAUUCCAUUGAUUAUGAAUUUGGAUUAUUCAUUACGAUGAAUCCAGGUUAUGCAGGACGCCAGGAACUACCAGAAAAUUUGAAAAUAAUGUUUAGAAGUGUAGCAAUGAUGGUACCGGACAGACAGAUAAUAAUGCGAGUAAAAUUAGCUGCGUGCGGCUUUAAAGAAAAUGUUAUGUUAUCUCGCAAAUUUUUUACAUUGUAUAAACUUUGCGAGGAACAGCUCAGUAAACAAGUCCACUACGACUUCGGUUUGCGAAAUAUAUUGUCAUGUUUGCGAACUCUCGGUGCACAGAAACGUGCGCAUCCCGGUGAUUCAGAAGAGACGACCCUAAUGAGAGUUUUACGAGAUAUGAAUUUAUCGAAAUUAGUAGAUGAAGACGAACCCCUCUUCAUGUCGUUAAUUGAGGAUAUGUUCCCAGGAAUUAAAUUAACAACUCAGACAUACAAGGAAUUGCAGAAAGGAAUAGCAAAUGCUACUACUGCCCUUGGCAUAAUGAAUCAUCCGGAAUGGAAUUUAAAAGCCGUCCAAUUAUACGAAACGUCUCUAGUUCGACAUGGCUUGAUGGUACUUGGUCCAACAGGAUCUGGAAAAACAAGGUGUAUGUGGGCGUUGAUGAGAGCCAUGACGGAGAUGGGAAUACCACAUAAGGAAGUUAGAAUGAAUCCCAAAGCUAUAACAGCAUCUCAAAUGUUUGGAAGACUCGACGUAGCGACGAAUGAUUGGACUGAUGGAAUAUUUAGUACAUUAUGGAGACGUUCAACUCAACUAAAGAAAACUGAUAAUCUAUGGAUCGUAUUGGAUGGUCCAGUGGAUGCUGUAUGGAUUGAAAAUUUGAAUUCAGUUCUCGAUGAUAAUAAGACACUGACACUGGCGAAUGGGGAUCGUAUUAUCAUGGCAUCAAACAGUAAACUGGUGUUCGAACCAGAUAAUGUUGAUAACGCAUCGCCCGCGACUAUUUCGCGAAUGGGAAUGGUCUUUGUUAGCGCUUCCGUAUUGAAAUGGAAACCAAUACUCGAGGGCUGGUUCAAGCGACGUUCGGGCCACGAUGUUGAGGUUCUUCGUGAACUUUUUGAUCGCUUGUACGGAGAUGCACAUACGUUUGUUCAAACGAAGCUUCAAGCAAAAAUGUCGCUUUUGGAAGCACUAUACAUACGGCAGUGUACUGAUUUAUUAGAGGGGUUACUUGCCUUUGAUUCUGACCCGUCCAAAUCUUUGAGCGAUUCGCAUAUUGAAAGGCUUUUUUUAUUCGCCGUUAUGUGGAGUUUGGGGGCUGUUCUUGAACUGGAGGAUCGCAACGCAUUGCAAGAAUUUGUUUUGUCUCAUGAGUCAAAAUGCGAUUGGCCAAAGUGUGCAGAUGAUGAAAUAAUUUUCGAAUUUCUUGUUUCCGAAAAAGGAAGUUGGAUACAUUGGAAUGAAAAAGUCCCUGUUUUUGAGUAUCCAUCAGAUAGUGUUUUGGAUUAUUAUAAAAUUUUAGUACCAAACGUGGACAACACCAGAACCUUGUUUUUAAUAGAUACUAUUGCGAAACAAGAAAAAGCUGUUCUUUUAAUUGGUGAACAGGGGACAGCAAAGACAGUUAUGCUGAAAAGUUAUAUGUCCCAGCAUGACCCUGAAUUUCAUUUAAAUAAAUCCUUUAAUUUUUCAUCGGCAUCCACCCCGAAUAUGGUUCAGCGCAUAUUUGAAAGUUACGUGGAGAAACGCGUAGGAACAACUUACGGUCCUCCUGGUGGUAGGAAAAUGACUGUCUUCAUAGACGACAUAAAUAUGCCAGUGAUAAAUGAAUGGGGUGAUCAAGUCACAAAUGAAAUCGUUCGACAAUUAAUGGAAUACAAAGGGUUCUACUCGUUAGAUAAACCCGGUGACUUUUCAUUUAUUCAAGACAUCAUGUUACUCGCUGCCAUGAUACAUCCUGGCGGUGGACGCAAUGACAUUCCACCGCGAUUAAAAAGGCAGUUUAAUAUAUUUAACUGCACUUUGCCAUCGAAUAGGUCGAUGGAUACGAUUUUCAGCGCCAUAGGAAUGGGUUACUUUUGCGAUAGCAGAUUCUCGGAGGUCAUCGUGAAUUUCUUACCCAAGUUAAUUCCAUUAACGCGAGUUUUGUGGCAGCAGACUAAGAUCAAAAUGCUACCCACUCCGGCGAAGUUUCAUUACGUCUUCAAUUUGCGGGAUUUGUCGCGAAUAUGGGAAGGAAUAUUGAGAGUCGAAAGAGACGAGUGUCAAAGUAUCACGACAUUAUUAAAGCUCUGGGAUCAUGAAUGUACAAGAGUCAUAUCUGAUCGAUUCACAAAUUUUGCUGAUAAGGAAUGGUUUCAAAAUACAAUGAGGUUCACAGCUGAAAAAUUACUUGGAUCAGAUUAUCAAUAUUAUGAACCAGUGGAAACUUACUUUGUUAACUUUUUACGAGAACCUCCGGAGCCAACGGGCGACGAACCAGACGAUUAUGUUAUCGAAGCUCCAAAAAUAUACGAGGAGAUACCUAAUUACCAAGUUGUCAUAGCAAAAGUUCAUCAGAACAUGGAACAAUUCAACGAAUACAUACGUGGCAUGCACCUUGAUUUGGUCUUCUUUCACGAUGCUCUGGUGCACUUGAUAAGAAUAUCAAGAAUUCUUGGUGUACCUAGAGGAAACGCCAUGUUGGUUGGCGUUGGAGGAUCCGGAAAACAAAGCUUGACAAGACUUUCAUCCUUUAUUGCGGGUUUCAACUUCUUCCAAAUUGUCUUGACACGGAGUUACAAUGUCGGAAGCUUGAUGGACGACUUGCGUAAACUGUAUCGGGACUCUGGAGCUGGUACCAAGGGAGUCACCUUUAUAUUCACUGAUAAUGAAAUAAAGGAUGAGGCUUUCUUAGAAUACAUUAAUAACGUCUUAAGUGUCGGCGAGGUCGCAAAUCUUUUUGCGAAAGACGAAUUGGAUGAAAUAUUGACGAACAUUGUGCCUCUUAUGAAAAAGGACGAUCCAAGACGGCCACCGACGCCUGAUAAUUUAUACGAUUAUUUCAUAUCAAGAGCUCGAAAUAAUUUACAUCUGGUACUCUGCUUUUCGCCGGUUGGCGAAAAGUUUAGAUCAAGAUCGUUAAAAUUUCCUGGCCUCAUAUCUGGCUGUACUAUGAACUGGUUCACUAGGUGGCCGAAAGAUGCACUCUGUGCUGUCAGUGAACACUUUUUGGGCCAUUACAAAGUAAUAUGUUCUCCGGAAAUUAAGCAGCAAUUGAUCCAAGUAAUGGGUGAUGUGCAGGAUGACGUGGGCGAUACUUGCGUUGACUAUUAUAACAGAUUCCGACGACAAACAUUUGUCACUCCAAAAUCGUUUCUAUCAUUCAUCGAUGGUUAUAAAGUAAUAUAUAAACAACGUCUGGAUAAUAUAAAUACAAUGGCUUUUCGAAUGAGCAAUGGUUUAAGUAAGCUAGUCGACGCAGCAGCACAAGUCGAUGAGUUGAGGAAAGUAUUGGAGAAGAAUCAAGAGGAAAUCGCUGUGAAGAAUAUACAAGUUGAAGCAAUACUCAUUACGGUGAAUGAGAAAAAGAGGGACGCGGAAACAGUUAAAGCUCACGUUCAGACAUCGAAGGACGAGGCGGAAGCACUUUUGAAAAUAAUUUCAAAAGAAAAGGCCGUCGCCGAGGAAAAAUUAAAAGACGCAGAACCGGCUUUGCUCGAGGCUGAAGCGGCGCUUCAGACCAUAAAAGCUGCUGACAUCUCCACAGUACGUAAAUUAGGAAAACCACCGUAUUUAAUUACCCUCAUUAUGGACUGCGUAUUAAUUUUGUUUGGGAGAAAAUUGGAACCCGUGAAACCCGAUCCAGACAAACUAUUCUUAUGCGCUUCUUGGUCCGAAGCAUUGAAGAUGAUGGCUGACACAAGAUUUUUAUACAAUUUACAACAUUUUCCGAAAGACAAUAUCAAUGGUGAGACUGUUGAUUUAAUGAGGCCGUAUUUGAAUUUCCAUAUGUACACUUAUGAAGCUGCGAUGCAAGCGUGUGGAAAUGUUGCGGGCCUUAUACAGUGGACUAUAUCUAUGGUCACGUUUUAUGGCAUAAAUAAGGAUGUACUUCCUUUGAAGGCAAACUUAGCAGUGCAGCAGGCUAAACACGAUAAAGCUAAUCGUAAUCUGGCAGAUGCGGAAAAGCUUCUCAGAGCCAAAGACGAGGAUUUGAAGCAAGUGCAGAAAGAAUUUGACGGAGUGAUGAGCGAGCGUCAGAAAGUAGUCGAUCUGGCCGAGGCUUGUCAAGCAAAAAUGGAUGCUGCCACAGCUAUGAUCGACGGAUUAUCGGGGGAACGAAUCCGAUGGACUGAUCAAUUGGCAACGUUUAAGUCAGAGGUCGACAGACUCAUUGGAGAUGUAUUGAUUUUAACAGGAUUUCUAUCGUAUUGCGGACCUUUCAAUCAGGAAUUUCGAAUUCUACUACAAAGGAAGUGGUUCGAGUUUCUACAGAGUCGAAAGAUCCCUGUUUCUGUCACCAUAAACAUUAUAGACUCACUGACAGAUACAGCGACGACUGGCGAAUGGAAUUUACAAGGACUUCCAAACGAUGAACUUUCUAUACAAAACGGAAUAAUUGUAACAAAGGCUACGAGGUAUCCUUUACUAAUUGAUCCUCAGCUACAGGGCAAGACGUGGAUUAAAAAUAAGGAGAAAGAUUUUGAUAUGCAGAUGACACUGCUGUCACAUAAAUAUUUUCGAAAUCACUUGGAAGAUUGCGUCUCGAUUGGUCGACCAUUACUGAUAGAAGAUGUAGCCGAAGAAUUAGACCCAGUGUUGGAUAAUUUAUUGGAAAAAAAUUUUAUAAAAAUAGGAACAUCCUUGAAGGUAAAACUUGGCGAUAAGGAAGUCGAUAUACAUAAAGACUUCCGACUAUAUAUCACGACAAAACUUCCUAAUCCAUCUUAUACUCCAGAAAUAUUCGCUCGCACAUCGAUAAUUGACUUCACUGUUACAAUGAAAGGAUUAGAGGAUCAGCUGUUAGGUAGAGUGAUAUUAACUGAAAAACGAGAAUUGGAAACUGAAAGAACACAAUUAAUCACGGAUGUUACUGCGAAUAAACGUAAAAUCAAGGAAUUAGAAGCAAACUUACUUCACAAGUUAACGACGGUUCAAGGGCCGCUCAUCGAAGACGUCGAGUUAAUGUCGGUCCUGAACAACACGAAGCAAACGGCUGCCGAAGUUAAUGAGAAACUUACCAUCGCGAGAGAUACAGAAAUCAAAAUUAAUGCAGCUCGAGAGGAGUUCCGACCAGUUGCAACACGAGGGAGCGUCCUGUACUUUCUAGUUUGUGACAUGGCGCAAGUUAAUUGCAUGUAUCAAACAGCUCUCGCCCAGUUCUUAGAAAGAUUUGAUCUUUCAAUGGCGAGAUCUGAAAAAAGUCCUGUCAACCAACGAAGAAUUAAUUUCAUCAUCGAAUACCUGACUUACGAAGUGUUCAAGUACAAAGCACGUGGUCUCUAUGAGAAUCAUAAAUACAUGUUUAUACUACUCAUGACCCUGAAAAUUGAUUUGCAAAAGGGCGCCAUCACUCACGAAGAAUUUCAAUAUUUCAUAAAGGGUGGCGCAGCAUUGGAUCUGAAUGCAGUUGCGCCAAAGCCUUGCAAAUGGAUUACCGACAUGACUUGGUUGAAUUUAGUUGCGCUGUCAGCUUUGAGACAGUUUCAGUAUAUUGUGUCACAGGUACCAGCUGCUGAAAAAGUUUGGAAAUUUUGGUUCGACAAGGAUGCACCUGAAGAAGAAAUCAUACCAGAUGGUUAUAACGUACUCGAUACUUUCCGCCGUUUAUUAAUGAUAAGGGCAUGGUGCUUGGACAGAGCUUUAUCCCAGUCGCGAAAAUACAUAGCUAAUUCAUUAGGAUCAAAGUAUGCUGAACCUGUAAUUACACUUCUGGACGUGAUGCUCGCUGAAUCCAGACCAAAUACGCCAAUGAUUUGUUUCUUGAGCAUGGGUUCAGAUCCCACUCCAAGUAUUGAGCAGCUAGCAAAAAAGAUGGAAGUAAUGUGCAGAAGUAUUUCAAUGGGUCAAGGUCAAGAAGUUCAUGCAAGAAAAUUAUUGAACUAUGCAAAAACCGAGGGAUUCUGGGCACUCUGUCAAAAUUGUCACUUGGGUCUUGAAUAUAUGGCUGAGCUAGUGAACUUUAUAUUAGAUAUGGAAGCGCCACAUCCAAAUUUUCGAAUAUGGAUCACGACUGAACCCCAUAAAGAUUUUCCUAUAUCUUUGCUACAAAUGUCUAUAAAAUUCACAUAUGAACCACCACAAGGUAUUCGCGCAGGAUUAUUGGCGACGUACAGUGGUAUGAAUCAAGAAAUGUUAGAUCAGUGUGACGCCAUUCAGUAUAUUCCACUAAUUUACGCCGUGUCCUUUUUGCAUACUGUUGUUCAGGAACGGCGUAAAUUUGGUCCACUCGGUUGGAAUAUCCCGUACGAAUUUAAUUCAGCCGACUGGCUAGCUUCUUGUAUGUUCAUGAAUAAUCAUUUAAAUGAUUACGACCCGAAGCGUGGAAUAAGUUGGCAAACUGUGAGAUAUAUGAUUGGUGAAGUUCAAUACGGUGGCCGUGUCACUGAUGAUUAUGAUAAAAGACUUUUGAACACGUUUGCAAAAGUCUGGUUCUCCGAAGCACUUUUCCUUGAAGGAUAUACGUUUUUCAAAGGAUAUUCAAUUUUGAGCUUUAAACAAGUUUCUGAUUAUUUAAAAGCCAUUGAUGCAAUGGCUACUGUCGAUCCGCCGCAGGUUUAUGGGCUUCAUCCCAAUGCAGAUAUUACAUAUCAAAGUAAUGCUACACAGGAUGUAUUGGACACAAUAAUAUCUGUACAGCCGAAGGAAGCAGGAGGUGGUGGAGGUGAAUCAAGAGAAGUAUCAGUGACAAGACAAACUAAAGAAAUGUUAGAAAAAUUACCACCAGCUUAUGAUCCGUUUGAAGUGAAAGAAAGAUUAAAAAUAAUGGGAACUACCGCGUCGAUGAAUAUUUUCCUGAAACAAGAGAUAGAUCGAAUGCAAAAAGUGAUUAAAUUGGUUCGAGUGACAUUAAAAGAUCUUCUGCUGGCAAUAGAAGGUGUUAUUAUAAUGAAUGAGCAACUUAGAGAUGCUCUGGAUAAUAUCUAUGACGCAAGGAUCCCACAAUUAUGGAAAGCACGAUCGUGGGAAUCCUCAACCCUUGGGUUUUGGUUUACUGAAUUACUCGAGAGAAAUCAACAAUUCUCAACAUGGAUAUUCUCAGGCAGACCACCGCAAUUUUGGAUGACAGGAUUCUUUAAUCCACAAGGAUUUUUAACUGCAAUGAGGCAGGAAGUAACUCGUGCUCACAAGGGUUGGGCUUUGGAUAAUGUUACAUUGCAUAACGAAGUCACUCGAUAUACCCGGGAAGAAGUUCGAACCGCACCAAACGAGGGCGUCUUCGUUUACGGACUUUUCUUAGAAGGCGCUGGAUGGGACAAAAGAAAUAACAAGCUCUGCGAAUCGGCAAAUAAGGUGUUAUAUAUAAUUAUGCCGGUUAUACACAUUUUUGCCCUAUAUAACAACCCGGAUAAAAAUCCAAAAUUGUAUCAGUGCCCUGUAUAUAAGAAACCUAAAAGGACUUACGUACUUCUCAUCACACCCCUGUGGCUUAAUACGACAAAGUCACCAGACUUUUGGGUCAUGCGCGGAGUCGCUCUACUCUGUGAUAUUAAAUAAUAUAUGAGAUCUACAACUUUGAUUAACUGCUCACAAUAAAUAAUUUUUUAAACGCCUUAGUAAUUUUGAGCCUUACGAACCAUUAUUUAUACUUGAACAAUAUAUUAUACUUAUAUUUUUUGUUACGUAUCUUGUGUUUAAUUUCUUAAGUUUCUUUCUUUCUUAUUACUACAUACAAUUUUAUUAUAUACUUAAGUGAGAGUAUUAAGAUAAUUUUCGAAACGUGCUACUACUUUUUAUCGCAUCUAUUUGAAUAUCCAUAUUUCAACAUUUAUGAGAACCCUCAAACUUCUAAGGGUGACUAGUUUCUGGUUUACAUACAUUCUCAUAAUAGAACUAUUUUAAUAUACCCAGAAGUUUUCUAGAGCAUUAUUCAAAUGUAUUAGGGGAUGGCAAUGUG
Molecule: messenger RNA, 14209 nt
Organism: Cephus cinctus (wheat stem sawfly)
Lineage: Eukaryota; Metazoa; Arthropoda; Insecta; Hymenoptera; Cephidae
Gene: kl-3
Product: dynein heavy chain 8, axonemal
Exons: 66
Coding region: 28-13809 (4593 amino acids)
Biological process (GO): microtubule-based movement
Cellular component (GO): dynein complex
Molecular function (GO): minus-end-directed microtubule motor activity; dynein intermediate chain binding; dynein light intermediate chain binding
Source: RefSeq, a predicted model, not a curated record